Tauraco erythrolophus (red-crested turaco) is the source of this 1461-nucleotide messenger RNA. RefSeq names its product tektin 3 (gene TEKT3). Lineage: Eukaryota; Metazoa; Chordata; Aves; Musophagiformes; Musophagidae. Gene Ontology annotation, cellular component: nucleus; sperm flagellum; microtubule cytoskeleton. Gene Ontology annotation, biological process: cilium assembly; cilium movement involved in cell motility. The record is from RefSeq and is a predicted model, not a curated record.
AUGGAGCUGCUUGGUGCUCCUUCCGCAGGAAAGUAUGCCAAUCUAAGAUCAACACCUAUCAGCUUUCCUCCUGCCACGAGCACCAAGGCUUCAGGCUACAAGAACCGUAUUCCUUACUACUCCUUUCCUCAGAGCUGUGGCCACCGCCUCUACUAUAAACCACCUGCCAUCAGCCCAGUCUUGGCUUCUUUUCCUAAAAUCUCCCAGGAGUCAGCCCCCAGCCAGGGGCUUCCUUCUAUUUCCACCAAAAGAAGCCUCUUCAACCGGUACACCGUUGAGGACUGGUACAGGUCCAACCUGACCAACUGCAGAGAGUCGGAGACUUCCUGGCGCAAUGCGGAGCGUCUGAGAGUCGAUAGCUCCCGCUUGAUUCAGGAUAGAUAUCAGCAGACAAGGAAAACCCAAGCAGAAAGCACCAAAAAUCUGGGAGAACGUGUCAAGGAUAUAGAAUUUUGGAAGUCGGAGCUCAGCCAUGAGCUGGAUGAGAUGAUCAAGGAGACCAAAGCACUUGCAGGCUGGAAGGAAGAACUGGAGAAAACCUUGGCUGACACAGAGGUCCAUCUCCGGAUUGCUCAGGAGUGCCUGUUUCACCGUGAGAAGAGGAUGGGCAUCGACCUAGUCUACGACGACGUGGAGGAACAGCUCCUCACUGAAGUCGACGUCGUCAGGUCCUGCCAAGAGACGAUGCAGCAGUACGUGGAUAAGGCGAAAGCGCAGCUCGCGUCAAACAGGGAGGCCCAGCACAAGCUGGAGAGGGACCUGGCCGACAAGCGAGUGGCCCACCGCAUCGAUGACAAGUGCUACCGCCUGCGGAACACCUCCAACGGCAUCAACUACUACCAAGGGGUGGAGCGGAUUGAUGCCACGGUCUCGGAGCCGGAGUCGUGGGCCAUGUUCACGGACAACAACAUCCUCCACUGCCAGAGAGAACGGGCGACCUCCACCAAGCUGCGGGACAAAAUCAGAAGCCUGCUGUCGAUGUUGGCUGACAAGAUGUCAUCCCAGUUCAACGAGGUGAACGUUGCCUUCACCAACCGCAUCAUUGAGACAGGUGAUGCCAAGGGCAAGAUCCAGACCCACCUGGCCAAGACACUGCAAGAAAUUUUCCAGACUGAGAUGAACCUAGAAGCCAUCCGAGAAGCCAUUAGGGAGAAAGAGCCUCUCUUAAAAGUGGCUCAGACCAGGCUGGAUGAGCGCAGGAGGAGACCAAACUGGGAGCUGUGCCGGGAUGCUGCCCAGCUCGGCCUUGUCAACGAGGUCCACAAAAUCCAUGAGAUGAUCCAGAGCCUUCAGCAGCAUCUGCAGGAAAACGAGGACGCGCUGCAGAUGCUGCUUCGUGCCAAGUCGCUCUUGCAGAACGACCUGGAUGUCAAAGCCAACUCGCUCUUCAUUGACCAGGAGAAGUGCAUGGGGAUGCGCAACACCUUCACCCGCAAUAUCCGGCUGUUGGCCGCAGCAUAG